Molecule: messenger RNA, 484 nt
Organism: Apis dorsata (giant honeybee)
Lineage: Eukaryota; Metazoa; Arthropoda; Insecta; Hymenoptera; Apidae
Product: helix-loop-helix protein 1-like
Exons: 2
Coding region: 82-363 (93 amino acids)
Biological process (GO): regulation of transcription by RNA polymerase II
Molecular function (GO): RNA polymerase II cis-regulatory region sequence-specific DNA binding; DNA-binding transcription factor activity, RNA polymerase II-specific; protein dimerization activity
Source: RefSeq, a predicted model, not a curated record
AAUGAGAAUUUGGUGGAGGGAGAAAGAGGAAGGAAGAAAUUAUCUGUUUCGACGGGAGAAUUUCUAUUGAUCGGAGAGAAAAUGGCGAACGGUGGACACGGUGUGGUAGUGAACGGGGUUGGUGCACCUGGUGCCGGCACUCUUUCGAGGGAAGAAAGACGUCGACGCAGAAGAGCGACGCAAAAGUAUCGAACUGCACACGCCACGAGAGAAAGGGUUCGAGUAGAAGCUUUCAAUCUAGCUUUCGCGGAGCUUCGAAAGCUUCUGCCGACCUUGCCACCGGACAAAAAGUUGUCAAAGAUCGAGAUCCUUCGGCUCGCCAUCUGCUACAUCGCUUACUUGAACCACGUCCUCGAGGCCUGAACCCUUACCGAGCAGGAAUCACUCUAUUUUUGCAGAAUCGAAUCAUCCGGCUCGAAUAUCGAAUAUACAAGAAGAAAGUAUACAAAUCUUUUUCCACUCUUUUUAACUCAUUUUAUUAUAU